AUGGCCUGCCUGCUGGGCGUGAUACAGUAUGGAAUGGUCUAUGUGUUCGCUGUGAUUGCAGAUGACAUGGAGUCCUACUAUGAUCUCAAGGAGGGUGACGGAACAGAGCUCUUUGAUAUGCUCAACUUCGGUGCCUGUGCAUUGUCAUUUGUGCCGGGCUUGCUCUAUGAUUACUACGGGGCAACCGUUGCAAUGACCAUCGGCACCAUCAUCGGCGUCUUGCCUAUCAUCGGCCAAUUAGACUGGUCGAAGAUCUUCCCUUCCUUGGACACCUUGACAGGCCUGAAGGUGAGCUAUGCUAUUUUUGGCAUGGCGGAGGCUUUUUUCAGCACCAUCGCGACAUUUGCGCCUUUGGAAGCGUUCCCUGUUCAGUAUGUGGGGGCGGUCUCCGCAGCAGUUCAGGUCAGCACAUCGCUGGGUGCCAGCAUUCAAUCCGAAGUGUACGUGCUCCUGAAGGCCAACUUUACGAACUUCGUGCAAGUCUACUAUACCUACAUGCUUGUUUGCACCGUCGUAUGUGGUGGUCUCAUGAUAUGCGCUUUCUGGGAGAACAGCAAGCUGUUGCACAGAAGCAAGUCGACUGUGGCAGACGACUUGGAACAAUGCAGCUUACAGUCUUCUCUGUUCAGCAUGAAUUUCCUGUACAUGUGCUUACUCUUCUUGCUUGGAGUGGGUUUUGUGUUCAGCUACUUGGAUGCUGCAGGCGACAUCAAUGCAGCUGCUGGUUUGCCCGCCUCGCGAGCGACGUUAACGUUUGGUAUCUACGGUGCACUUGCGCGAGUUGUGGCCAACUGCGCGUUGGACUACACUCGCAGCAAGCCCAAUGGAGGUCCGUUGACAUACAUUGCGCUGUCACUGCUCUCGCUUGCUGCAGGCUUAGCGGUGGCUGGGACGGCUUCUGAUCCGGACACAACGUCUGUUCAUGUCAUGAACCUGUUCUGCAGCCUGGGUGCUGGGGGCUUGCUCGGUGUUACACCACCCGCAUUGAGGCUGCUAUUUGGAUCUGGAUCUUUGGGUAUCAUCUACGGGCUGCUCUACCUCCUCACUGCUUUCGGCAUUCCUACUUGGGGCCUACUGCUUCCCAGCCGGGGAUGUACCACGGGAUGCUUCAGAGCUUAUUGCCGCACAGGUGCUGCUCUUUUUCCAGUUCUUGCCCUAGGCGCAUUGCUUCUCGGGCGAGGAGACGAUGCUUCACGAGGUGGUUGA
This is a messenger RNA of Symbiodinium sp. CCMP2456, 1206 nucleotides long. The record is from the annotation of a GenBank genome assembly. NCBI's taxonomy places the organism in Eukaryota, Dinophyceae, Suessiales, Symbiodiniaceae.